AUGUCUCAAAGGGGACUUGGCCCUCUCCCGCCCUCUCGUUUCUCCUCGAGAUCUCCUGUCAGCAAUGAACAGUUCUCUCAGUUUGAUUCGCAGCGGUAUGAACCAUCUGGACUAUCCCCUGAGGUCGGCCGUGCUGCUCAGCAUUCGGCCAAGUCAUUCGGAGUCCACAACAUUCUGAAUCCCUCCGACUCGCACUCCAUGGGCCCCGACAAUAGCGGACGACCACCUUCGCGAGCAAGGGAAGCCGAGGCUUUCCAACCAGCAUCUUCAACUCCUUAUGGCAUUCCGCGUCCCUACCUUCAUGGCCAUGCUGCUACCAGUUCUCUCCCAGCGACUCCAGUUGCUGCAGGUGUUACGCCUACAGGCAGACCUCCGAUAUCCGAACGAAACUCUCCUUCAUCGGCAUACCCUUUCCCCGUAAUGAACCCCCAGAGGAAGAUACUCAGUCCCAAACCCCCCCGGGCUUUGAGUCUUGGUCAGGCUCUUCCUCCUCGGGACCUCGAUCCGCGACAAUCCUUGGCUCCCAGUAUGGCUUCCGCAAAACGACCUUACGAACCAGAUACUCCCGAUGAGCCCAGGCACGCUCCCGGACUUCAUCAAUCAGGCAUUGCCUCUGGCCAGAACACUCCAAUGGUGACCCCACCAAGAGAUUUUUCUCAGCCUUUAGCCCGUCCCUUGGAUACUCCUCAAGUACAACCGCCGACAAUCCCCCCGCCGGGAGAUCUUCAGAGUCGACCACAUGGAUUACAUACACCGUCACAGUUCCAACACGGAAUCACCGGGUUGUCCACAAGCCGGCCGAUUUCGAGAAUGGGAGGUCCGACCGAGGGAACACCACCAUGGCCAGAGAUGUUGCGUCGACAGGGAAGCUCGUUUGUUGGGAUGGAAUCUCAACAAGCCUACAUGACUCUUCCGGGCAGCGACACACCUAUCCCUGUUCAAGUAGACUACUCCCAAGCAUCAAAGAAGGCAGACGAAAAGAGGCAGCGAAAUGCAAAGGCAUCGACCCGCCACCGCCGGAAGAAGAAGACACUACAGGAGGAAAACAUGAAGCAGCUGCAGGAGCUUAAAGAAGAGCGACAGCAGAUGCUACAACGACUCGAGGAGCUCGAAGCCCAUAGGGACUUUUACAGGGACGAACGCAAUCGGCUCAGAGAAAUCGUAGCCCGAACACCCACUAUAAGUAAUCAUGCUGCCGGACCACAAAGCCCUAUUUUGUCGAAGGGCAUCAGCUUUGCGGAUCGAAGCCCCUUGAUGCAAUCCCACCACAUUCCAACUCCCACUCAAGGUUACGUGAGCGAGGUGUCAUCGGCGGAGCGGCCCGGACCGGUUCGACGCACAGACGAUCGUCCCGAUUUCUCACCUCCGGUAUAUGGUGCUUUGUCCGGCGGUCCGACGCACGGCCUCCCGUCGAUGCACAGUCCGGCUUAUGGAGUGCCGCCGCCGCGACCCUCGUCAGCUACUUCGUCAGCGAGCGGAGAACGAUUGCCUCCUCUGCGGGUAAUGGAAGGUCCUCCUCCUCUCAUGCAUGGGUUGGGUCACGGACAACCUCAAGAACAGGAUCUGAGGACUGGUCAGUGGAGGGCAGCUCAUUCAACCCACUUCGAAACUGGCUGGGCAACCGCACCGCGAAAGCACCAAGACCACUGGUAG
Trichoderma aggressivum f. europaeum is the source of this 1653-nucleotide messenger RNA. RefSeq lists its product as uncharacterized. The coding region runs from base 1 to 1653 and encodes 550 amino acids. Gene Ontology annotation, molecular function: DNA-binding transcription factor activity. Gene Ontology annotation, biological process: regulation of DNA-templated transcription. The record is from RefSeq and is a predicted model, not a curated record. Lineage: Eukaryota; Fungi; Ascomycota; Sordariomycetes; Hypocreales; Hypocreaceae. The transcript has a single exon.